AUGGCGUCGCUUUCCUUGCGGAGAGUCGGUGCAAUUCAACAUGCGCAAGUGCUCGCGCAGUCCUCUCCGUUAUGUGUCACAUAUGUGGAGCUGAUGGCAGGUGCAUACCUUUUCGCCUCCGUGAACGCUGCGAGAAAUCAAUGUAUUGUAGAGGCACUUGUUGACACAGCUGCCGCUGCUGUUUCUGCCGUCACCUCCAUGAAUGCCAGAUCUGCUUCGUCAGCCGUAACUUGGGUGGCGGAGCAUGAAAAGUUUCUUGAGACUCUGCAAAGUGAUUUCCGAAUUCCCAAGAUCUUUGAAGUAAUGCAACAUGAAGGAGUGAUUACGACGAUUGAGCUUGCUCGUGAUUACCGAACGGUGGAAGGCUCCAGAGUCAUGGUAACGGGAAGGAAGCGAAUGUUAGAAUCAAUUUAUGUACAUUUGUUUAUUGGAACAUCCAACGGAACCAUCUUUGUCUGCAAUGCGCUCCGUGGGACCAUCAUGGCGUUGACGCAGUUUCAGUAUCAUGGCUUUGCCGAAAGCCACCAGUUUAAUACGCCUGAAGAGGAUGGGACGGGGCUAACUUCUCGCAAUGAGGCCGUUGUUCGUUUUGUCGUGCAGCGUGCCGCACCGGAUGCACAUUUUAAUGCAAACAUUACUCAAGGUAUCGCUCUUCUACCAACACAGACCCUCCAUGCGGUGUGCAUCAUUCACAGUCGAGGGCGCGCUGUAUUGCUCAAUCGAGCCGCUCUUGACACUUUUCUUUCUGUGGCCGAGCAGUGUCUUGAUGGAAAACGGCCAUACUUGUUUUUGGAGUGGUCGCCAGAGAGCACUGUCAGUUCCUAUCCCACUGCGGGGCCAGCUGCCCAUUUUAUUUCUUACGUGGAAUCUGUUUUUGUUGCUUCGGAGGAGGGGCGGUACUCCGCCGUGGAGCUGCAGACGCAGCCAAAGAAGUCCAAUGGUCCUAUGGGGCGCACUAUUCGUGAUGCAGCCCUUUUUUUUGGUAAUUUGUGUGAUACCACGGCGAUCCUUCGUAACGGUCCACAGGCCAUGAUGUUUCUGCUUUUGUGUGGGGAGACGCCAGCACUUUCCAUGUAUACGUUUGAAAACGCACGUGCUGCCUUUUCUGCCCGCCAAGCCGUACGAGCUGCGGCCUCCUUCCUGGGCAGCAUGACGCGGAGACUCUGGCACGGAUCCCGAAAGGAUGAAGGUAGUGUGACGUCCAAACCGAAACGCCUGGCCAAACAUCCUCAGCAAGCCAAGGAUGCAUUCUAUGAAGCUGACAUGGUGUUCAGUAGUGUUCAGGUGGAUCCAACCUCCCACUGGGCUGCUUGUUACAGUGAGAGUGCUGGACGUAUUUAUCUGUAUGAUUUAAUGGGCGGUACUAUCUGGCGGGUGAUGAAAGGUUGCCGUUCUGCACAAUGUCAAUGGUGCAUGGCCACUAUCGCUGGAAAACGCAUGUUACUACUUGUUGUGCACCUUCUACUUCGUCACGCCGUGGAGUUGUACUCUCUACGUUUGGGACAACGUCUGGCAGCUCGCCAUGUUCCACAGGGAUCGAUCAUGCUCCGUCCGGAAUCCGUCUCCUCUGCAUUGUCUAUCCUUCUACUGACGCCUUCCAGAGAAAUUGUACAGAUACACGUCGAGCUGAAGGUGAAGCAGGAGGAAGAAGUUUCUUCUUUAUUUUGUUUAGCUGCGCCUUCUGCUUCAGGGGGUGAGGGUGUAACGUCUACCAGUAAGUUGCAGGAAAAAUUGUAUCAAGUCAUGCCCCGAGAUGUUUUGAUCGCGGCGAUGCAGUUACCACUUCCUGUACCUGCUACGGACGCGAGCCUUUUCUCUGUGUACCAUGCGUAUAUGAAGGAGUUGGAGGCUACUGUAAAGAAUAGAUUUUCACCCGGCGUCUCCGAUGACCGCUGUCUCCCCAUGAACUUUGAGGUGACAGCGGAGAAUGUGCCACAUGACAUCAGCGCGGCUCAGUGUCUCAAUUACUUGGAACUGCGUCUCGCUUGUGUGACAAAUUAUCGUCGGGCAUUAAUGCUGAGGGGGCUAGAUGGUGAAGUUCGGCAAAAGGACAUCACAACAUCACAAGUGCUAUGUAACGACGUUUUUUUUACGGAAGAAGGGCAACCGCAUCGAUCUCUUGUACAGGCAGUGAGGACAGUAUCUGAUCUGCUUUGCGCGGCCGGUGCUGCUGAGAUUGUUCACCUCUUGGACGAUAUCCUUCCCGCAAUGCAACGGUUAUUGCAAACGCAUAAAGACCCCACCCCCGAGUGUACCUCUCUGCAUAUUUCAGCGAUGUCACCGGAUGCUUUUUUAAAACUGUUUUAUUGUGGAGGAUAUAAGUUGGAGUUUUUGCGUGACAUAGUGUGGGGCAGUGAAGAUGCGAGGGAUGCAGUAGAGGAUAUAUGGGCCGAAAUUGGAGCCGUAUUUUACAGUUCCUCCGGCGGUGGUCUCGGUUCUUUAAUGCAGCAGUUGGAGGUUUUCAGUACGUUAGGUUUUCAAACUACGGAGGUGGCGGUAAUAUCGUUGUCGUGGUUUUGUUGUUCCUUUGCCCGGCUCCCCACAUCUGCGUCUUUGGGCUUACUGUCCAAUCUUGUCUCUUUGUUGCAAACGUGCAAUGAUGCGGCAUUUCUUACAGCUGUUGAACACGUUCCAUGUUUGACGACAGGAGUGACUAGUACGAACCUUGAGGAAUGUGAGGCAUGCGUAUUAUUGCUGACUCUGUGUAUGGUAAUACGUCAACAGGCGAGGCCUGUCGGACAAAUUUAUUAUGGACGCUAUGUGCAUUUACUGCGCCAGUUGCUGGCGCUUCGAGUAAUGCUUCAUCACAGUGAAACUCAACUUCAUUCAUUCACCACGGCUGCAAGCAGAAAAGAGCAUCAACGUCUGCGUCUGCGUGGGUUGCUUCCAUGUGAUGGAGGUGAUGCAUUGAACGCGUAUUGCUUUAGAUUUUUCCCCGCUUCAGUGGCUCGGGUUUUGUGUAAGAACAUCAUGGGGAGUGAUGAGCUUACGAGGGUCUUGGGUGGAGUCGAUAUGCUGGAAUUGCUCAAUCCGAUUUUCAUUAGGGUAGAAACACCUGAGUGGAAUGUGGAGACGCCAUGGUAUAAGGAGCGAACAUGGAAUCAUGGUGUUUUCUCCGAGUACGUUUUGAAACCACUUUCAUCCGCUGCUGCAGCUGUCAUGCCCACAGGGUCUGAAGAGCAAUCGUGGAUUGGCACACCGACUCCGCAACAAGUAGGAGGGUUAGGUGUGAUUCUGGCUGUGGAGUUAAUUCUUCUGGAGUGGGUGUUGGAACCUCUUCGCGAGGAGCCUCUCGCUUUUUUUCAGAACAAUUUGGUCCCAGAUGCCAAUCUUUUCGAGGGGAAUGAGGAGCUUGUGAAGGAGCCUGCGCGGCGUCCAAAGGGGAGCCGUUCCACGCGCGAUUAUUUUAACAGUUGUCGUAAGCUUUUAGCUUUGACUCGAGACUGUGUGGUUGCCAUUGUGGGGGAGGCCAAGGACACAGAAAGUUGUGGAAAGUUUGUUGAGGCGAUGUCAGUAUUGCUGUCGUAUGACAACAAGGCGUUCUUUGCGCUUAUUCCCCGUGUCAUUCGACGUCAGCUCGAGGCGCUCAUGGCGUUGCUUCAGGUGAGUCCGGCAUCGUUUCUGCGGCGCAUUGACGACGUCUCCUCUUUUCUGGAUACCGUUAUGUUUUUUGCCUUCACAGAAGCUGCGACACAGCUUUCUUGCGUUACUUCACCGUGUUUUGGGUCUCUAGCGAUUCCAUGGAGCUGCAUGUUUGAGGUGAAGGGACGGCUGCUGCGCUUGUCACCUGAGGCUGACAUUACCGAGCCCGUGAAGCGACAGCAGACAGUGAGUCGAAUGCAAAUGCGGAGCUCACUCUUACGGGAGUUUGCCUUUAUGAGCUUUGAGGGCACACGCAAUGAUGCAACUGAUGGGCGUGUUGUGCAACUGGGAGCGGCGUUGGGAUUGACUUGCAUUGUUAGCGAUAUUCCUCAACUUGUUCUGUUUGACGCCGCUGCGCUUCAUUUGGCUUCCAAUUCGGAGCUGACUCGUCUGCUGAACGCUGUGGCAAGUCGUCAUUUGGCUGCUCGCAUUGCUGCGGAGGCUUUUCGAAUUAUCGUCGCCAAUUGCUUUAGGUACUAUGUGGUGUUAAAACGAGGCAUCUCAAAAGAAGAUCGACCUGAGCUGCAGCAGCUCUCACUGAAGAUUAAAAGCAUGCGCGCCACAAUGACAGAGGAGUGUCGUUUAUGGUUACUGAGUAAAACUGCGAAGGAGGAGUCUGACACCGGAAAGGAAGCGGAGCCGAUGUCCAGCUUGCCGCUGGAGCAUGAGUUAGUGGCGUGUCCGAGUUGGUACACGCCGCAUUUGCUUAGCGUCGUUGAAGGCAGGGUGCAGGGGCGACUGCGUCAGCCGCGUGGCUCUGAGGGGUUCUCAGAUCUCAAAGCACUUCUUUUUACCCUGGCACUUGCUGCUGCAGGGGCCAAAUCCGCAUUGGAGGGCGCUGCGCCGCAUGUCGCUGAGGAACUGCCAGUGGUUGCAACCCGACUUGCAGGGUUGCUUUGA
Molecule: messenger RNA, 4542 nt
Organism: Trypanosoma rangeli
Lineage: Eukaryota; Euglenozoa; Kinetoplastea; Trypanosomatida; Trypanosomatidae
Exons: 1
Coding region: 1-4542 (1513 amino acids)
Biological process (GO): regulation of GTPase activity
Source: RefSeq, a predicted model, not a curated record